ACUAAGCUCCACCUCCAUUCCUAGUGAAUUCUUCAUCAUGAGCGACAAGUCUCUCUCCACAGUCAACAAGCGGCCUUACCGGUCCGAACCGAGCUUGCACCCCGUACUGCUCGGAACUACCGAAACGACGCAGUUCUGUGGGGUCAACGACAGGGCUCGGUAUGUAACUGCAACCUCCUGAUUGUUGCCCCACGCGGCGCAACGAUUGUGCCAUAAAGCGGUGCAAUGAUGUAUCUCAGCUUUGCACCAUUUGCAGCCAAACACUGUCCUCUGAUCGGAUAGUAUACAAGAUAGUAUAUAUACACGAUGCGACGACUUGUUGGACUACCAGCACUUGCUCUCCUAUAUCUUUGAACCAAGGUCGAGUUAUCAUCGCUGAUCUUUCACGAUGGGUGGGGGUCUCUUCCACAGGAAGAUUUCGCGAGAAGACGACGCACCCGUCUACACUGCCAACGAAGGUGCAGUCUCGGACGGCAGCCUACAGUAUGUUGUCGAGAGGGGUGGCAAUACCAGUGAGGUAGCUUACCAGGAGGCUUCUGGUGCCCCGGUCGAGUCUGAUUCUCCGCUCGGUUACUCAGUCGGAGCUAUCACCAUCAUCUUCCUCAACCUAAGCAAGAUGAUUGGUACUGGUAUUUAUUCGACCCCUUCCACCAUCCUUCGAUACACCGGAUCGAUCGGCGCGGCAAUGUUCUACUGGACAACUGGUUUCUUCAUCUCCCUAUCGUCUAUGGGUGUCUACCUUGAAUACGCAUCGUACUUUCCUAGUCGCUCCGGCUCAGAGGUUGCAUACCUCGAACAGGCCUACCCCCGGCCAAAGUACUUCUUUCCCGUCAUCUUCGCAGUUCAAUCUGUCAUCCUCUCAUUCAGCAGCAGUAACGCGAUUGUGUUGGCUCAAUACCUCUUCGCAAUCAACGGCGCUGAGCCGGGUGGAUGGGAAUUAAAGGGUGUUGCGGUUGCUGGUUACACCGUAGCUGUUCUGCUGCUCGCUUUCCACACAAAGUAUUCAUACUGGCUAUCGAAUGGUAUUGGUAUGGUGAAGCUGUUGACUCUCCUUUUCAUCUCAAUUACCGGUCUUGUCGUCCUCGGCGGCCACACACGUGUCACAGACCCUGGCACGAAUUUCUCGCAACCAUUCAAGGGCAAAAUUACUCCAUAUGGAGCCACGACUGCCUUAUACAGGAUUAUCUUCUCGUACGCAGGAUAUGAGAACUCCUUUAACGUGACCAACGAGAUCAAGAAUCCUAUCAAGACGAUUAAGAAGAACGGAUUCAUCGCGUUGCUUUUGGUCACUGUUCUGUACAUUCUGGCCAAUGUUGCAUACUUCGCUGCCGUCCCGAGAGCUGAAUUAGAGAAAGCCGAGCAGAUCGCAGCUUCUCUCUUCUUCCAGCAUGUUUUCGGCUCCAGCGGUGCAGUCAAGGGCCUCAACUUACUUAUCGCCCUGAGUGCAUUUGGUAACCUGCUCGCUGUCCUGAUCGGCCAGUCGCGUCAGAUCCGUGAAUGCGGAAGACAAGGUGUUCUCCCCUACCCACGCUUUUGGGCUUCGACUCGCCCCUUCGGCACGCCCCUCGGUCCCUACUUUGUCAAGUGGGUCUUAACUGUGAUCAUGAUAAUCGCACCCCCGGCAGGUGACGCAUUCAACUUCAUUGUUGACCUGCAAGUCUAUCCCGCCUCAAUCUUCAACCUGACGCUGGCUUUCGGUCUGAUACUCAUACGCCGGCGACGCAAGCGUCUCGGUCUUCCGCGCCCGACUUUCAAAGUAUGGGACCCGGUUCUCGCAUUCAAUGUCCUAGUCAAUUUGUACUUGAUUGUCAUGCCGUGGUACCCGCCACCGGGUGGAAAGGGCAAUGUGAGCUUUUGGUAUGGGACGUAUAUCGUUACUGGCAUCGCCAUUCUCCUUGUUUGUGGCAUUUACUACGUCGGCUGGAUCUAUGUCCUUCCCAAGGCGCGAGGAUACCGCAUCCGCCAAGGUGUCAUCACGUUGGACAGUGGAGCGAAGACACAUAAGUUAUUCAAGAUUCCUAUCGCGGAGCUUGAGGCAUGGGAUGCUACGCACGAUGCGCUUGGUCAGAACUCGAAUGAUACAGCGAGCUCUAACCAGGAUGUGCAGGUGGGAGAGAAAUUUGCAGAAAAGGCUUGAGACAAAGCACAACAAGGUUGCAACCUACAGGCACUGAUCAUUACGCGCAACUUAGCUCCCAUCGGAGUGACUGUUCAGGAAAUGGACUUGGUAGAUAGAUU
Didymella exigua CBS 183.55 is the source of this 2238-nucleotide messenger RNA. Its product is annotated as amino acid transporter. Lineage: Eukaryota; Fungi; Ascomycota; Dothideomycetes; Pleosporales; Didymellaceae. Gene Ontology annotation, molecular function: L-amino acid transmembrane transporter activity. The record is from RefSeq and is a predicted model, not a curated record. The transcript has 8 exons. Gene Ontology annotation, cellular component: membrane. The coding region runs from base 389 to 2137 and encodes 582 amino acids. Gene Ontology annotation, biological process: amino acid transmembrane transport.